AUGAGUAAGGUCGGAACUAUCAUUGCUAUUAUAGCAGUCUCCGUUUCACUUGUAAUAUUGCUUUUAAGUUUUGCGAGUGUAAAAAUGGACGUCGAUAUACCACAAGACAAUAAUACUCGUACCGGAUAUCCCGUUUGGCAUCCUCCUUUUCCAGGGCAUUAUGGCGAAGAUCAAGAUGCAACAAUCUUAGCCUCAGUAAUAUUAAUGGCAGUCGGUGGAUAUUUUGCAUAUAAGUGGACAUUGUUUGAUACGAAAACUAACGAAGAGUUGGUAACAUAUUUGGUUGAUAGUGCCUUUAACAAAACUACCUCCAUUUACUUUGAUCAAAUAUUAGCCGCAUACUCAUUAGUUACAUGCAUAACAGGAAUUGCAUACCUCGCAUUUGAUGUUGGUAAACUUUGGGUUACGGUUGGAGUGUUUCAUAAUGGUUUGGAAGUUGUUCUCUUAAUUGCUUUACAUCAAGGAGGAAAAAUCGUUUCGAACAAAUUUUUAGCUUGGAUGAUUCUUUACUUUGUAUCCGCCUUAGGUUUUAGUAUCUUUUUAGAUUGGCCUUAUGACACCGUUUGGUUUAAGAUGCAAGGUCUUUGUCAGGAUUUUGGGUUGGCGAUUACAUUUACGCGCAUAUAUUUUGCCACGCGUAAUGGUUAUGGGGACGAAACUCAUCAGCGUCUUUUUGAUGUAGAAAGUCCAAGAGAACACAACGGUGUUAAAGAAUAUACUUUUGGUUCCGUUACACGUUUCGCUCCUAAUUUCGUUCUAUUGUUGGUGUUGGCUUCUUACACUCACAUUUUAGGAAAUGUUUAUGCAACAAUUUUGUAUACUAGAUCUUCUUCUUUUGUAGGUGAAGAUGAUAAAGUAUACUCUGGUCAACCUAUUGUUGAUUUGAAUGGAUCAUUACCACCUAUUUCAGAAUUAAAAGCAAACAUAAUUCAAGGAGACGUCCUUACUGAAGAAAGAAUAAAUAUUACAGAUAAAAUAAUCAAAGUCAAGAAGUUAUUGACACCAUUAGCACCAUCAAAAAUUCCGAUAAUUCGAUGUAUUGGGUUGAAUUAUAAAGAACAUGCAAAAGAAACAUCGCAACCUAUACCAAAAUUUCCAAUAUUAUUUAUAAAACCAUCAACUAGUUUACAGAAUCCUUUUGAUCAAAUUCAAGUACCUACUAUAGCUACUAAUAAUCAAGUUGAUUUUGAAGCCGAAUUAGCUGUAAUAAUUGGUAAAAACUGUAAGAAUGUUGAUAGUGAUGAUGCUUUACAAUAUGUCUUGGGGUAUACUGUAGGUAAUGAUGUUUCCGCUAGAAAAUGGCAAGGAAAAAAUCUUGGAUCUGGUCAAUGGUGUUUUUCAAAAGGAUUUGAUACAUUUUGUCCAAUUGGACCACAAUUAGUUUCUCCAUCAAUUAUAAAAAAUCCAAAUUCAUUAAGAAUAAGUACGAGACUUAAUGAUAACCAAUUAUUACAAAAUUCAAAUACAUCUGAUAUGAUCUUUAAUGUGGCCGAAUUAAUUAGUUUCUUAAGUCAGGGUACGACAUUGCAAGCUGGUUCUUUGAUCUUAACAGGAACUCCUCAAGGCGUUGGGUUUACUAGAAAACCUCCAAUUUACCUUCAACAUAAUGAUAAAAUUGAAGUAGAAAUUGAUCAAAUAGGAACUUUAACUAAUAUAAUUGAAUAUGAAAAUCAAUUAAGUAAUUCUAAAUUAUAA
Molecule: messenger RNA, 1695 nt
Organism: Funneliformis caledonium
Lineage: Eukaryota; Fungi; Glomeromycota; Glomeromycetes; Glomerales; Glomeraceae
Source: the annotation of a GenBank genome assembly